Messenger RNA from Thrips palmi, 589 nucleotides. It is a transcript of the gene UQCR-Q, whose product is annotated as cytochrome b-c1 complex subunit 8. Bases 141 to 410 code for a protein of 89 amino acids. Lineage: Eukaryota; Metazoa; Arthropoda; Insecta; Thysanoptera; Thripidae. Gene Ontology annotation, biological process: mitochondrial electron transport, ubiquinol to cytochrome c. The record is from RefSeq and is a predicted model, not a curated record. The transcript has 3 exons.
CUCUCGUUUGCCUGGCUUCCGGUUGCGUUCUCAGUGCUGCUGCUUCUUCCGGCGAAACAAAAGACAGACGGACGCAGCAAGGUCGUUUGCUCAGCAGACGAGAAUUUGGAGUCUCAGUAGUCAGAAAACCCUUUCCAGCCAUGAAGCUCACUCCACUUGCGAUGGGUCAUCAUUGGGGCGAGCUUGCCAAGUUCCGUAACAUUGUUACAUUCCGCCUGUCUCCUUAUGAACUGAAGCCAUUUGGCGGAGUCAUCAGCAAGGGUAUCCCUAAUGUCAUCAGGCGAAUUCGAGGCCAAAUUUUCAGGAUUGCUCCUCCUGCCAUCAUUUCUUACCUCAUCUAUGACUGGGCUGAAGCUGAAAAUGCUCGUCUCUCUCGCAAGAACCCAAAGGAUUAUGAAAAUGAUGUUUAGAUAUGUUAAUUUGGUUUUAAUUUAAUAGCUUUAUCAGAUAUAGAUGUUACAAGUAUGGUGUUGUUUUCACCUGAUCUUUGUCUUCAUUUAAUUAAAUUUGGUGCAACUUAUGAGCUCAUUGGAGAAACACUAUCCUGUCCCAGCAACUGAGCACAAAAUAAAUUACAAUGCUAAACAUU